UUGCCGAGCAACACCUACAGUCUCACUCUAGAAAUGCGAAAAUGGAGAGCAGUGUUCAGAGGCGAGUGGAGGCUAUUUACCGUCACCUGUUACUGCCACGUGAACACAAUUCUGUUCUUCACCCGGUUUCAUUAAAGGGUGAGGAAGUGAAAAAUGGUGAGGCUGAAGCUGUGGUCAUAGGGGGUAUGGUGUUGGACAUUCAUGCCGCACCUUCAAUCCCUGCAAAUCCCAGAACCACCACUCCUGGCACGGUUCGUUAUGUGUUAGGAGGUGUAGCAAGGAAUGUUGCAGACUGCAUGUCAAAGCUUGGAACAAAGCCUUUCAUGAUUAGUGCUGUGGGGCUUGAUAUGGCCGGAAAUUUGUUGUUGGAGCACUGGAAAUCUGCUGGGCUAUCUACAGAAGGGAUUCGGAAGCAACAAGAUAUAGGGACUCCUGUUGUAUGCAACAUACUUGAUGUCAGUGGAGAGUUGGCGGCUGCUGUUGCAAGUGUUGAAGCUAUUGAAUCGUUUCUUACACCUGAAUGGAUUCGGCAAUUCAAGUACAAUAUAUGUUCUGCUCCAAUAUUGAUGAUUGAUGCAAACCUGAAUCCUCCUGCUCUAGAAGCUUCUUGCCAAAUUGCAGCAGAAUCUAACAUUCCAGUGUGGUUUGAGCCCGUAUCGGUUGCAAAAUCCAGAAGAGUUGCUUCAGUUGCCAAGUAUGUAAGUAUUGCUUCACCCAACGAAGAUGAACUUAUUGCCAUGGCAAAUGCUUUGUCUUGUGCAAAUGUAUUUACUCCAAUCGAAAGGGGAAAUAAAUAUUCGACAGAAUCAUUGUUCCAAAAGCUAAAACCAGCAAUCUGGGUUUUGCUAGAAAAGGGUAUCAGAAUAGUUGUUGUGACCCUUGGUUCAGCUGGAGCCUUCUUAUGCUCUAGUGGAGGGCCAAGCUUUAUGAGAACUGGUUUGGAGAGAAUCAAACCACAUGGUUCUACUGGACAAUUCUAUAAGAUUGUGACAUCAAGCUGUCCUCCGCAUUGGUAUGGUGCUACAAAUUUGGAAAAGGAUUCUCAUCUGUUUGCUGUGCAUUUUCCUGCGCUUCCUUCGAAAGUUGUGAGGCUCACGGGGGCUGGUGAUUGCUUGGUCGGCGGAACACUUGCUUCUAUUUGUGCAGGUUUAAAUGUUAUGCAGAGUGUGGCGGUCGGAAUUGCGGCAGCCAAAGCUUCUGUUGAGGCAGAGGCCAAUGUGCCGACUGCAUUUAAUUUGGCCACAAUUGCAGAUGAUGCGAGACGACGUCGAGUCGGUUCUCAUGAAGAGGAAAAAGCAAGAAAAACAACUCGUACUUUGUUUUUCCUCUUCUUCUUCGUUGUUCAAGUUUUAGAUCGUAUCCAUGCCUGUGUGAUGUGGUCCCUGAAAGAUGGCCUUAAGUAUCAAGUUCAAGCCAUAAAAGCUGCUCUUACACCAACCAUUUUCACAUCCAAUCAACUCGUUCUCCUGUACUCCAAACAUGGGCUUCUGCGUGAAGCUCGCAGACUGUUCGAUGAAAUGCCUGAACGAAAUGUCUUCUCUUGGAAUGCAAUAAUCUCGGCGUAUAUAAAAUCAAAAAACUUGACACAAGCGCGAGCAUUAUUUGAUGCCGCUUCCCACAGAGAUUUGGUUACGUAUAAUUCAAUGUUAUCGGGGUAUGUAAGUGCUGAUGGGUACAAAGAUCAUGCGCUCAAGUUGUUUAUUGACAUGCAGUCAGCACGUGAGGGGAUUGGAGUUGAUGAGUUUACUCUCACAACGAUGCUUAACUUGACUGCCAAGUUAAGUGUGGUAUCAUAUGGGAGGCAAUUGCAUUCUUACAUGGUGAAAAGUGCUAAUGAUUUGAGUGGGUUUGCGGUUAGCUCUCUUAUAGAUAUGUAUUCUAAAUGUGGUUGUUUUGAAGAAGCAUUGUGUGUGUCUAGUGAAUGUGGUAGUGGGGUGGUUGAUUUGGUUUCCAAGAAUGCAAUGGUGGCUGCUUGCUGUAGGGAAGGCAAAUUGGAUAUGGCUUUGGAUAUUUUUUUGAGAGAUCCCGAGUUGAAUGACACGGUUUCUUGGAACACGUUGAUUUCGGGUUAUGCUAACGUUGGUUGCGAGGAGGAGUCACUGAGGUUGUUUGUUCGUAUGGCUGAGAGUGGCUUUAGAUGGAAUGAACAUACUUUUGCGAGUGUUUUGAGUGCUUGCUCGGGGCUGAAAAGUUUGAAGCUUGGAAAGGAAGUCCAUGCUUGGGUUUUGAAAAAUGGGUUAAGUUUCAAUCCAUUUAUAAGCAGUGGCAUUGUUGAUGUCUACUGCAAGUGUGGGAAUAUGAAAUAUGCAGAGUCAGUUUGUGCAGCAAUUGGGAGUGAAAACUCCUUUGCAAUCACUUCGAUGAUUGUGGGGCAUGCAUCUCAAGGCAACAUGGUAAAAGCUCGAAGGCUUUUUGAUUCAUUAGCAGAGAAGAAUUGUGUUGUCUGGACGGCUUUAUUUUCAGGUUAUGUCAGAUCACAGCAAUGUGAAGCUGCAAUUGGACUUUGGCGUGAGUUUAAAGCUAGGGAAGAAACUGUUCCUGAUGCUUUGAUCCUCGUCAGUUUGCUCAGCACUUGUGCAAUACAAGCUGCCCUGGGGCCUGGAAAACAGAUUCAUGCUAAUGUACUGAGAGUGGGGAUUGAGAUGGAUGAGAAGCUGAUCACUGCUUUGGUUGAUAUGUACUCAAAAUGUGGAAAGAUCGCAUAUUCAGAAAAGAUUUUCCAAAGAGUUAUUGACAGAGAUUCAGUGCUUUACAAUGUAAUGAUAGCUGGUUAUGCUCACCACGGGCAUGAAAAUGAAGCUAUCCAGCUUUUUAGGGAAAUGGUGGAGAGAGGUGUCAGACCUGAUGCAGUCACCUUUAUCGCACUUCUGUCAGCUUGUCGUCAUUGUGGAUUACUAGAACAGGGUGAGGAAUUUUUCCAUUCCAUGAGAAAAGACCAUAACAUAUUGCCUGAAAUUGACCACUACGCAUGUAUGAUUGAUCUGUAUGGGAGGGCUACUCAACUAGAAAAGGCUAUAGCUUUCAUGAGAACGAUUCCAAUAGAACUGGAUGCUGUAAUCUGGGGGGCAUUUCUUAAUGCUUGUAGGAUAAAUGGGAAUACAGUACUUGCUAGAGAGGCAGAGGAUAAACUACUAAAAAGUGCAGGAGAUGACGGGGCUCGGUAUGUUCAGUUGGCCAAUGUCUAUGCUGCAGAAGGAAAUUGGGAUGAGAUGGGGAGAAUAAGGAAGAAGAUGAGAGGGAAGGAGGUCAAGAAACUAGCUGGUUGCAGCUGGGUAUACUUGGAAAACAGAGUUCAUACCUUCACUUCUAGUGAUAAGUCUCACUCUAAAACAGUGGAUAUGUAUAAAACCUUAGCCUUCUUGACUGAAGAACUAUAUGAAAUAUCCAGGGCAUCACAUUGAGGUCAUCUUUGAAUUUCAGCAUGACAACAUGAUUGAUUUCAGAUGCUUUUGGAUAUAGAAAUUCCUGGUCUAGUUGGACGUGGAAAAACUGGUUUUGGCACACCUGGAUGAAGAGACCGCCAUUCAUUUUCAAUGGUUCUAUCCAUCCUACUGAACUCAUACAAUAGAGUUGGAUUCUAUUUUGUUCCCUGUUCUUUGUCAUGCAAUGUUCUUCCAGUGCCAAUUAUUAAGAUUCUUUUGUUCUGAAUA
Messenger RNA from Alnus glutinosa, 3650 nucleotides. RefSeq names its product putative pentatricopeptide repeat-containing protein At3g18840. Bases 42 to 3401 code for a protein of 1119 amino acids. The transcript is spliced from 10 exons. NCBI's taxonomy places the organism in Eukaryota, Viridiplantae, Streptophyta, Magnoliopsida, Fagales, Betulaceae. Gene Ontology annotation, molecular function: protein binding; RNA binding; kinase activity. The record is from RefSeq and is a predicted model, not a curated record. Gene Ontology annotation, biological process: RNA modification.